Molecule: messenger RNA, 1356 nt
Organism: Thelazia callipaeda (thelaziosis nematode)
Lineage: Eukaryota; Metazoa; Nematoda; Chromadorea; Rhabditida; Thelaziidae
Source: the annotation of a GenBank genome assembly
AUGAAAAGAGGGAAUAAAUGCACAAAGAGUAGUUCAUAUCGGCAUCAGUACUCAACAAGUAGCGAUAGUGACAGCGAUAGCCAUGGAAGACGAACACGUAGCAGAAGUCGGGAUCAACAUAGUAGCAGAAGCGGAAGUAAAGAUCGAUUUGAUAAUCGAGCCAGGAGCGGGGAUCAUUCGCAAGGUAAGCGAAGCAGAAAUAGUCAUCGACGCCAUGCCAGGAGCAGUACUCGCGAUGGAAUAUCUAUCAGGAGCCCAUCAAACUGGACCAAGUCUUCCACUAGAGAUAAUAAACAACGAGUCCGAGAAAACAGUCAAGCUUACCAACGGCAAAGUCGCAAUCGAAGUCGAAGCACAAGCAAUGAAAGUCACAGCAGAACUGUCACAAGAAGUAAGGAAGACAGUCGAAGAAACAAACAUGGACGAUCAAAAAAGCGUCCGCAAGUCGAGGAAGAGAAAACGAAAGAGGCUGUAAAGGUUGUUUGUCGACUAUUUAACGCAAACUAUAAUUUCAAACUGUUGUUGAAUUACUUGGUGACAAAGAAACCAAUAAUUUACAAUUUCAGUUAUUACUGUUACAAACAUUUGUUCUUGAGACAAUUAAUUUUUUUUCAAAAGAAAAUCGAGACUGUGAAGUCGCGAAUGCGUUCUGUAAUUGAGUCUGCUCUGUCAAAAAUUAGUGAUAAUGAUGACAAUAGAGUAGUACUCGGAAAUCAACUGGAUUUAACUAUUACGGAAACGCUAGCACGACAUCGCGAUAUUGCUCGUAUUGAAGACGAAGGUUUUCAUCAGUCUACAUUUAUUUCUUCUGCUGGUGGAGCUGGCGGUCGAAUUAAAAAGGAGAAUGGAACAGAUGCUUCAGCAGUAAUAGUUAAAAAAGAAAAUGAACAUGAUGAAGCAAUGUUUGGACCAAAAUGGAAAGAUAUUGAGCGAAAAUAUGAUCAGGGAAAUAAAUUUUUGGGCACUGAUAUAAAACUAAAUAAGGAAAUUCCACUUGCUAAUGCUCGACUUUCUGAGGAUAUGGCUAUUCGCGAAGCACGGUGGUUGAAGAUUUAUCGUGAUAGACGGGCAAAACUGCUUUCUGUUUCACGUCGGCAUUCAAUUUCUGCUCCAAAUAAUCGUUGGCAAAAAUUUGAGGGAUUAAUUUUGGUGAGCAAUAAAGCAUUGAGUGAUUGUGGUGCUAAAGUUGAGUACAUGUUGAUCGUGACGUACGUUGGAUUAGUAAAGAGGGAAAAGAUAAAAGUUGCAUUGGCUGGAGAAAAAUUCUUCGUCAUUCAGUUACUUCUUUGCUCGGAAAUAUUCUUGAAAAUCAAGUGCGAAAAUUUUAUUGCAGCUAAUUCUUCUUCUAUUUUUUAG